Molecule: messenger RNA, 495 nt
Organism: Mytilus trossulus (common blue mussel)
Lineage: Eukaryota; Metazoa; Mollusca; Bivalvia; Mytilida; Mytilidae
Product: putative nuclease HARBI1
Exons: 4
Coding region: 1-495 (164 amino acids)
Source: RefSeq, a predicted model, not a curated record
AUGGCUGCGGGUAGAUUUACAAACAUAAAUGCAAAUUGGCCAGGUUGUUGUCAUGAUUCACAUGUUUUCAGAACAUCACAGGUUUGUGCUCACAUGAAGAGAAAUGGCAAAUGGGAAAAUGGCAUUUUACUUGGUGAUAGUGGCUAUCCCUGUAGGUCUUUUUUAAUGACACCUUUUCUGAACCCCAAUGAACAACACCAUAGAAGGUACAACAGAUGUCAUGCAGUCACAAGAUCCAUUAUUGAAAGAACAUUUGGCAGAUGGAAGAGAAGGUUCCACAUAUUGCAUUCUGAAAUUCGUAUGGAUCCCAAAAAGGUAACCAAAAUAGUAAUGGUUUGUGGAAUCCUACACAACAUCUGCAUACAGCUAAAUGAGUCAGAUGUAGCUGAUGAGCUUGUUAAUGAGGAUGUUGAAAAUGGAAACAACUAUAAUGGACAACAGGAUGGAAGAGGGAUUAGGGAGCACAUUGCUGACACUUAUUUUAACCGUCAUUAA